GUUCGAUUCUUCUACUAGCCUGCUUUGCCGUGACCCUUAUCCUCAUCGUCCCAGGAGAAGGGCUUUUGCGCGUCAUCCUGGACUUCGAUCGAUGGGAAGUUAAUAACGGAUCAGCUUUCUUCAACAUGGAAAAGUUUCGCGUGCGAAAGUUUAACCGAACGCUGUCCGUGAUGAACGGUACCGGUGUGCUGCUGGUCGAUCUGGACGAUCGCUAUUCGUAUGGAGUGCAUUUUGCACGGAGCGCUCAAGGCAACAACCAGUUCAAUGCGUACCCGAUGAAGCUGGCAGCGAAACCGUUCUGCGAGUUUGUCAACGUGUACUAUCGCGAGUAUCAGCACCUGUUUCUGAAGUACACCAACCUACCGUUCGUACCACCGGAAGGGCUGUGUCCGUUCCCGAAGGGCACAUACUGGGCGAAGGAUGCACACUUCGACUCGUCCGUUAUUCCGGUGGUAGUGCCGGAGGGGCUUUGGCGAGCCACAACUGAUCUGGUCGAUACGGUAACUGGUGAGCUGGUGGCCCGUGGUUCAAUGUACGUUCGCUUAAGCAAGGAGCUGAUGUAAAUUCAUUAGAAAGGUGAAGAAAUCCUUCUCAAAGUGUUACAAUGGGGUAUAACAA
Molecule: messenger RNA, 618 nt
Organism: Anopheles merus
Lineage: Eukaryota; Metazoa; Arthropoda; Insecta; Diptera; Culicidae
Exons: 2
Coding region: 126-563 (145 amino acids)
Source: RefSeq, a predicted model, not a curated record